AUGAAUGUGUCUCUAGGCCUGAACAGAAAAAACUGCAACAAUGUCCUAUGGACCAGCAGCCCCUGUGGAUUGAACGCAACCAGGUCUUCAUAUAACCGGUCGAAUCAUAAUUUUCAGCUCCCCACCUUCUCUUCUGCCGCUAAAGCACGAGUUAUUAUCACCUUUGUGCUGUUUGCAUUGUCAGCUUUCUGCAAUCUGGCUGCACUCUGGGCAGCUGCACGCACCAGCCGUAAGAAAAGGUCCCAUGUGCGAAUCCUCAUACUCAACCUCACCACGGCUGACCUUCUUGUGACCUUCAUUGUUAUGCCUCUGGAUGCCAUUUGGAAUAUCACAGUGCAGUGGCAAGCAGGUGACAUAGCUUGUAGGAUCCUCAUGUUUUUAAAGCUGCUCUCUAUGUACUCUUGUGCAUUUGUCACUGUGGUUAUCAGCUUGGACAGGCAGUCUGCCAUUCUCAACCCACUGGGCAUCAGUGAGGCCAAAAAGAAAAAUAAGAUAAUGCUUUCAGUAGCCUGGGUGAUGAGCUUUGUACUGUCUUUACCACAGCUGUUUCUGUUUCACACCGUGACAAUAACUGAGCCUCAGAAUUUCACCCAAUGCACCACAAGAGGCAGCUUCCAUGAGCACUGGCAAGAAACCACUUACAAUAUGGUGAGCUUUGUGUGCCUGUUCCUGCUCCCUCUGCUCAUCAUGAUCUUCUGCUAUUCAAGGAUCCUGCUUGAGAUCUCCAGGCGUAUGAGCAAAGGAACACUUUCUUCAAAAGAAAUUUACCUGAGACGCUCUAAAAACAACAUCCCGAAAGCUCGGAUGAGAACACUAAAGAUGAGCAUUGUCAUUGUUAGCUCUUUCAUCAUCUGUUGGACCCCCUACUAUCUUCUGGGCCUUUGGUAUUGGUUCUAUCCAGAGACAAUGGAAGAGAAAGUAUCACAAUCCUUAACACACAUGCUUUUUAUCUUUGGUCUGGUCAAUGCCUGUUUAGAUCCAAUUACCUAUGGACUUUUCACCAUACAUUUUCGAAAAGGUCUUCAGCGCUACUGUAGAGGGGGAAGGAUGUCAGACCCUGACUCUAGCACAUCUGUGACAGGAUCUUUUCACUGCUCAAUGUCCUCUUUUCGUGCAAAGAAGACAACUGUUCUGAAUCCAGAACUACAUGGUAUUCAGAUAUCCAAUGGCUCCUCAUGCAACUCAGAGUUCAGGACAAAUGGACUUAGCAGCAGUUGCCUCUAAAAAUUCAUUAUAAUUAUUAAUUUUAUGAACUGUCAAAUGCACCAUCUAAAAACCAAGGAUGAUACCUUACAAGCUACCUAACUAUCACUCUAAGAUAUUUAUCUUAGAAUACCUUCUACCUUAUUAUCCAAAAGAAGAAAUUACAAACAUUUAAGGGUGCUCAUAUGACCUAUGACCACGGUAAUUUGUACAUUAAACAUCUCUAUAAAAGAACUGUCAAGUAUUUCUGAAAGCUACCAAAACUGCUACACAUUUCUAGUGCUCUGAUGUCAAAUACAUAUUAAUAUGUACAGAAUGUAUCUCAGAAUUUCUU
Messenger RNA from Bombina bombina (fire-bellied toad), 1537 nucleotides. Its product is annotated as putative gonadotropin-releasing hormone II receptor. Gene Ontology annotation, molecular function: gonadotropin-releasing hormone receptor activity; peptide binding. Bases 1 to 1224 code for a protein of 407 amino acids. Gene Ontology annotation, biological process: G protein-coupled receptor signaling pathway. Lineage: Eukaryota; Metazoa; Chordata; Amphibia; Anura; Bombinatoridae. Gene Ontology annotation, cellular component: membrane. The record is from RefSeq and is a predicted model, not a curated record. The transcript has 3 exons.